Messenger RNA from Paramisgurnus dabryanus, 3657 nucleotides. RefSeq names its product ectonucleotide pyrophosphatase/phosphodiesterase 1 (gene enpp1). The record is from RefSeq and is a predicted model, not a curated record. Gene Ontology annotation, biological process: negative regulation of fat cell differentiation; regulation of bone mineralization; nucleoside triphosphate catabolic process. Gene Ontology annotation, molecular function: metal ion binding; phosphodiesterase I activity; nucleic acid binding. Gene Ontology annotation, cellular component: cell surface. NCBI's taxonomy places the organism in Eukaryota, Metazoa, Chordata, Actinopteri, Cypriniformes, Cobitidae.
UCUCGUCGUCUGUGUUUAUUUAUCGGUCUGGCUAGUGGUUAACCUUAUACGGAUCUUUGAAACAAAUACCAUGUCGAAAAUAAAAUGUUUUGGUUUGGUGAAGACGAGGGGAGACAACGAGGAUGUAUGCAGAAAGGCUUGAUAGACAGAUUAUACUGUAGGUGCGUUCUGUUAUGUGCAGCGCUGCGCAAAUCCAUCAACGUAAUGACAUCAAUCACGAGAGACUUCCUAAAUAAGAUAAUCCCAAACACAGACAUACUGGGGAAUGAGGCUGGGCGUGGCUUACAGUGCACGAGGAACAAAGUCACUCACGAGCGAGCAAAGUUUGAAUUGAGUCUGCCAGCGCGAGCUCGGCUCACACAGUGAGGUAGGCUACAGUGAUCAACAAUGGAUCCAGUUAAAGGCGAUGAACGCAUGACCGAGCAAGCAGCCAACCUACUGGGUUCAGGACAGCAGUCCACACGCACAGAUCAAGCAUCAAAAACAAAGUCAAGAUGCGUGAAAGUCCUCUUUGGGAUCCUUCUGCUCUGCCUGCUGGCUUUAAUCCUCACAAUCAUAUUUAUACUGAAAAGCCGCUGUGAGAAAGUUAACAGCUGUAAAAAUCGCUGCGUGUCUGGAAGCCGCGAUGCUAAUUCUGCAUGCCGCUGUGAUGCUGCCUGUGUCAAUGAAGGCACCUGCUGUCUGGACUAUGAGGAAGUGUGCGUGGAACCAACUCAACGUUGGACUUGUUCUAAAUUCCGCUGUGGUGAGGAGCGUCUGGACGGCAGUCUCUGCUCUUGCUCUGCAGACUGUGUGACAGCGGGUGACUGCUGUUUAAACUACAAGAGCUUGUGCGAAGGUGAAAAAACGUGGCUUGUCGAGGACUGUGAGGACAUCCGAACUCCACAGUGCCCUGCAGGAUUUUCCAAACCACCUUUGAUCCUGGUCUCUCUGGAUGGAUUCAGGGCUGGGUACUUGGACGCUUACAGCGGUUUACUGCCCGUCAUCAGCAAACUCAAGAAAUGUGGGACCUCUCCACCAUAUAUGCGACCUGCUUACCCUACCAAAACCUUCCCAAAUCAUUACACCAUUGUGACAGGUUUGUAUCCAGAAUCUCAUGGAAUUGUGGACAAUAAGAUGUAUGAUGUCACUCGUAAUGCCUCUUUCAGUUUGAGAGCAGAUGAGAAAUUUCAUCCCUCAUGGUACCAGGGUGAACCAAUUUGGAUCACAGCCAUGAACCAGAACCUUAAAACCGCAACUUUCUUCUGGCCUGGAUCUGAUGUAAAAGUCCAUGGAAAAUACCCAGAUUUCUGGAUGAUGUAUGACAGGAACAUCCCAUUUGAAAGGAGGGUUACACAAAUUUUUGAAUGGUUGAGUUUGCCCGAAGGAAGGAGGCCAGACUUUUACACCCUAUACAUGGAAGAACCGGAUUCUGCUGGGCAUCGUUAUGGACCAAUGAGCAGCCAGGUUAUUGAAGCUUUACUAAGAGUUGACAAAAUGAUUGGCCUGCUGAUGGAGGGUCUCAAGGCGAGACAGUUGGAUAAAUGUGUGAAUUUUAUUCUUCUGUCUGACCAUGGCAUGGAGGAAGCGUCAUGUAAAAAGGCUGCGUAUGUCUCCAAAUAUCUGAAAAACACAGAUGACAUCACUGUCAUCCAGGGGCCUGCGGGCCGGGUACGGCCGAAAAAUGUGCCUGAUGAUUUUUAUACCUUCGAUUAUGAUGGUCUGGUGAAGAACCUCUCGUGUCAGGAAACUAAUCAGCCAAUGAGACCCUAUCUAAAGGAGCAUCUGCCCAAGCGCUUUCAUUUUGCCAAGCACAUACGUAUAGAGAGAGUUCAUCUGUACAUGCAGUCACAAUGGCAGGCAGCACUGCAGCCCAGUGAAAUUAAAUACUGCAGUGGAGGCUUUCAUGGCUCAGAUAAUGUUUUCAAGAACAUGCAGACGAUUUUUAUUGGAUAUGGACCAGGAAUGAACUAUAAGAAAACCGUGGCUCCGUUUGAGAACAUUGAAGUUUAUAACCUCCUCUGUGAUUUAAUGGGUAUCAAUCCUGCACCCAAUAAUGGAACGCAUGGAAGUUUAAACCAUUUGCUGAAGAACCCCCCCUACCAUCCGGUGUAUCCUGCAGAGCGUUCGGGAUCAGCGACCUGUACCCCUGCCAGCGGGACUGUGCCCGACCCCCGUGGUUGUACAUGUGACUCCCUCACUGAGCAAGAGUUGAGUCGUCUCAACCAACGUCUGAUCAAUUCAAAUUCCAACUCAAAUGUGAAAACUCUUCAUUUACCAUUCGGAGUCCCGGGGGUUCUUCAGGAGAAGUGUGAUUACUGUAUCCUCUACCACAACGCAUACAUCAGCGCGUACAACAAAAAAACUCGGAUGCCUCUGUGGGUCUCAUAUUCGCUGAAUGCAACGGUCAGCGUGCAGCCAUCUGCAGACACGUGUGUUCGUGCUGAUAUGCGUGUGGAGGCCAGCGCCAGACAGUCCUGCUCAUCAUAUAAAAACAAUCCGCUUAAGACCAUGGGCCUUCUGCAUCCGCCUAAUUUCAGCCCUGCAGGAACUGAGCCAGACUCUUUAAUCACAAGCAAUAUGGUGCCCAUGUAUUUGGCUUUCAAAGAUACUUGGGAUCACUUCCACAAUGUUCUGCUUGUGAAGUAUUCACAAGAGCUGAACGGCAUCAAUGUCAUGAGUGGACCGAUAUUUGAUUCCGACACAGAUGGGAUCUAUGACUUUUUGAACACGGAAAAAACAGUUAAGGAGCACAUCCCUACACAUUUCUUUGUGAUUCUUACUAGCUGUAGAAACUCUACCUUUCCUGUCCUGAAAUGUGACGGUCCUCUGGAUGCUUUAGCCUUCAUUCUACCACAUCGAAGUGAUCACCUAGAAACAUGUCAUAAUGGCACUGACUUUUCAUGGGUCCAGGAUUGGGUUCAGCUUCACGUGGCGAGAGUCCGAGACGUCGAGCUUUUAACAGGCUUGAGCUUUUACCACGACCAGAUUUCUGUUGCUGAAACAUUACAGCUGAAGACUUUUCUCAAAACAUUUUAGGACAACGAGAAUGUGGAUCUAAUUUUAAUGUCUGGUUCUCACCAUCAACAGAGUGAAUCAUUUCAGGAAACUUCACCAGAUCCGAACCCCGGAGACUUUUUGAUGUCUUGAAAUGGAAAAAGUGUCUAGUACAUUUUUAUUGUCUGACGAAAUCUAUUUAUUUUUGAUGAAGAACUUGUUGUUGUAGUCUUAUAACUAAAAAUGUGCCAUAUGCAAUGGAACUGUUAUCUGUUUUUGACACACAUAUGGUAGUGAUUUGGCUGUGGGUGUACUUGCUUUCAGCGGAUUCCAAAACUCCAGGCCAAAAAUAAAUAAAUCAAGUGCAUCCGGUUUUCCCUGCAAACGACAAGAAAGCCACAUGUUUUAAAGGAAUAACAUUUUAACUGUUCUGGUUGUUGUUUUGGUCUUACGACAAAUCUUAACAAAUACUCUUUACAGCAGCUGGUGAAGUGUUCGACCCGUUUUCUAACUGUUUUGAAGACAGCCGUCACAGCCCUGACUGCAUCUUAAUGGCAUAUCAGACAAAAGCAACAUAAUAUGUACCAUGUGGAUUGUUUUCCAGACUUUUGGUGCAUUCACUUUCUCAGGUCACUUUUGAUAAUAAAUCAACAUUCUUUAUUACAUUUGUCCUUUACGUAA